CAAGUGUGUGUAGGAGAGCAGUCCUGUGUUUUUAUGAUAAUGGAUUUUACUUCCAAUGUUUUAUAAUGCAUCGAUAGAUGGUUUCAUUAAUGGUACCAAUCUUGACCUUUUAACUAUUCCAACUGUUGGUAUGAGGUUUCAAAAAAUCUACAAGGCCAGGGUCAAACCCAUGCCAAAAAACCACAUGGCGCCUAUUGGAGGGGUGGCUGUUUUGGAGCCGGCUCCACGUGGCAUCAUUGUUUUUUGGCCAUGGUCAAAGUGGCAUUGUUGGUUUUUGGCCGUGGUUUUGACCCUGGCCAAAGAGCAGGGUUAAUGAGGUUUUUCGUUUCUUACAUCUUACACCAUAUUGAGUCUUUGUCAUAUUAGAAGACACCUUGUCAGGAGGAUUAUCCGAGGUUUUAUGUUGGAUCUUGUCAUAUAUCGUAAGAUAUUAGCCUUAUUAACUCAAAUUAGUUUAUAAUCCACAUCUCAAGCUAGCUUCUAAUAGCAUGUAAAACUAUCAAACUAUGACAUGACUGUAGUCAAUACUAUAAUGAAGAACUUCCCACAAGCAACUGCAAUAUUCCUACACCAAUUGUGUUCUGAUUUCUAAAAUAACAAAUUUGAUGAUUUGAAGGAGUUUUCAAUUCUGCUGGGCAAUUACAUACAAAUUUUUAAGGAGAAACUUUCGAUCAUGCUAAUACCAUUUCUUAAUCAAAUAUUGCAGUCUGUCUUUUUUAUCCUUUUAACGGUGAUCUUAAUUUACUGUUCAUCUCGUAAUUUCUCUUGUGAAGCAGUGUUUGAUAAAUUUUAUAUUGUUGUAUUGUGAAUUCUAUUGUGAUAUCCGGCCUCCAAAUGCUGUAAAUGUGAUAAACUUGUAAUGCUCGGAGGCCAUCUUGUCUGAAAUAGUCAAAGAAAGCUUUAGAUGUUCUAGUCUUAUAGAUAGAUAUUACUUGGUGACUGAGCAAGAGUCAUGGGAGGUCCAAGGCUACACGAUGGUUACCUGGUUACUGCUGCUACUGGUUGCUGAUAAUUAACAAGUGCUGGUUGCUGAUAAUUAACGAGUCUUCAGAAAUCAGUAAGGCUGGUUGCUUCCAGUUAUUGUCCUUGCCAAAUACUAUGGCUACCUGAUUUUGGUUGCUGCUGCUGCUGCUGUCAAGAUUUGAGGCUUCUGUCUUCUACAAUUAGUUCUGCAGGAUGUUGAUAUGACCCCAGAGUUGCUUCUUCUAUGUAUGCAACCUCUCGUUUGCUGCUUCCUCAUUACUUGGUCUUUUCCUGGGAAUAUUUCUGUACAAUCUAUUAUCUCUGAUGCAAGAAAUGCCUUUCUUUCCAACUCUGAUUUGGGCGCAAUUCUAUUUUGAGUUACCUUUUUAAAUUCCAGAAUGAUUUUGAUGAUUAUCUGGUUACUGCCGCUGUGGGUUGCCAAGGCUUCUGAAAGUGAUCAGGCUUGCUGGUUCCAAUUUUUGCCAACAUACAACUGUACGCGGAUGCUGCUGCUAGAGGAUUAGCUGCUUCUGCCUUCUGCAAUUUGUGCUGUAAGACGGUGGUACUAUGACCAAAAUUGCUGCGUGUGUUGUGUAAUAUGUUUCCUUAUCUUACUUGUUUAUGCUGUUAUUGUGCCAGUAUUUUAUGCUUGCUGCAUGUUUGAUUUACACUGAACUUUGUAAGAUUGCUCGUCAGAGUAAUUUCUCAGUAGUAGGUCAGUGCACUUUAUUGUGUGGGAUGCAAGAAAUGCCUCUACAUUCCAGCUUCUGGUUUGAUCUAGACUCUAUUUUGAGUUGCGGCUUUGAAUUCCAGGUUGAUUUGAUGGUAAUUUAUCCUGAUCUUAAGCUUGAAUAGUCUGUCUAGUUGAGAUCUUGAUCAAUGAUUAAUUGCCAUUUCUGACUGGUAAAGUAUAAAUUAAUUACGAUUUUCAGUCUUUGUAGUGAUAAGAUUGUCAUUUAUAUAGUUUUGAACUCUCGAUAUUGGCCAUUUUCUUGCAAGAUUUUGAGUUAAGAAAAUUUAUUUGUUAAUUUAUCAGUUCGUUUUUGAAAUAUGAUCUUAGGGAUGGCAAUGGGAUUGGUUUGGUUGGGUAGGGCAGCCAUUCUUGUCUUCGAGUAUUUUGUUAUCGUGGCCCACUCCUAUAUUCAGUUUGGCGUGGUGGGGUAGGUUCGUUGUCUCGUUUAUCAUUUUGUUUAUUUUUUAUUUUUAUUUUUAUUUUUUCAUGUCUCUAGUUAGAGAAAAUUAUUACUAUUAUUAUUUUUUCAAUGUGUUAAUAAUGAUCCAUGUUUACUUCUGAAAGGAAUGAUGAUUUUUUAUUUUUUAUAUUCUUUUUGUCAUGUUAAAAGCGUGGGAGCCAUGUCACUGGGAGCGAAAUCCCGCCCGAUUUCAGUGGGUAUGGGGUUUAAACGGUUUUUUUGCGUCCGUGGUUGUAAUUCACCUAUGUUAAAAAUGGUUGUAAAUUAACUUUUUCGACCGAUAAUUUAUGACCUUUUUAAGUGCUGAUGUCAUUUAGUUCUUGCUUAAUCCUCGUCAUUAUUAAAAUUAUAUAUUUUUUCUUUUAUUCUUUUCAAUCACAUUUUUUAAUAAAAUAAUAUUAUAUAUAAAUUAAAAAAAAUUUCUUCAUUUUUAAGUACUUUUUUUUCAACAAUCUACUUUUUCAAAAUGUAUUUUUAGGGAAAAAUAGGGCACAAGCAGUUGUUGAGCCUGGUCAUUAUUUUUUAUUAUGUGGAGUGGAAGAAGAUUUGACUUGCACAUGCUUGGCAGUACCCUUUUGCGAUGGUAGGAAAAGGCUCGGAGUAGGUUACCCACUCUUAACGGUCAAAGUGAGCUUCUUUAUUUUGAAUUUGUUAAUUCAGAUUGAAUCAAAUUUCUUGAAGUAGGAUUAGGACUUACGGUCUAUUGGUUAACAGCCAACCUCUACCAUUGUGAAAGUUACACGUCUCGUCUCCUCUUUGAGGAAAAUAGUUUGGUAUGAAUAUUUUAGAUACUCGAUUGGGGGAGCCAAUAGUGAACCACACUCUAUUUGGCAAUAAUUAAAAUUCAGUAAGUUGAUUAAUUUUGAGAGUUAUGCUACAAUGACAAAAGAGUUUGACAAAAUUGGAUGACAAAGUUGGAUUUACACCAAUCAUUUCAAAAAUAGAUUUUUAAAUCAUUUCAAAUCAGUGGUUUGCAUUCUGCCAACACACUUUGUAAAGCCAAUUUUGUAAUUCAACUUUGUUGAAGUAUAAUUAUUGUAAUUUUGAUUAUGCAUUUUACAGAAGUCAGAAAUUUUUUAAUGGCAUAUUUUAUCAAUUUUUAUUGAAAUCUAUUAAAAUUUUGAUUUUGAAUCUCACAAAACAAGAGUUUGUCAACAUUGGCAUGUGGUGAGAAUUUCCAAGUACCUCUCAUUCUUUGCUAUAUUUUUUUUAAUUUACAAAUAAAAUUGUUUAUAAAUACUAUUUCAAUGGUGUUUUUAAAAGUUUAUUAAUUUGUUUUCAAGUUUAAGGAGAUUGCAGUACGAGUAUUUAUUUCACUGCCUGCAAGUAGCAUUUGUUAGCUCUCUGGUCGUCGUAUUGUGUUUAACUCCAUAUCCGAUGCCCUUGCCUUAUCUUUCGAUUGUCAUCAAGUGAGAGGAAAUAUCACAAUAACUUGUUUCUGUACUUUUGGGAUUACGAAGAAUUGUUGACGUAAAUACAUCAUUUGAGGGUAUAUUGUGAUGGAUCCAUAAGCUCUAAGUGGAAGAGCGCUCAUUGGCUUCGGGGGCUUAUGAGAGGUUGGUGGUUCAAAUCCGCCUGGAUCCGAUUAAUUUCGCAGUUUUGAACGAUUUUAUUUUGCCUUACUAGAGAAUUUUGAUGUUUUGGCUUGUUCUUAAUUUUUUUAUAUCUUAAUUUGUUUCAUUUUUUAAAUUAUAAAUCAAAUGAAAAAAAAAAUUCUUAAAAUUUUUAAUAUAGAUAUCAAUAAAUUUUGAAAUUUUGGAGUUAAGAUGCCAACACUCUGUUCCUUUGCCUUUGCUACCGUUGUUCUUACUCUUAACAAAUAGAUUCGGGGACGGCCCAGAAUUAACAAUUAAGCUGGUUUUACAGUAGAGUUUGACAACGUGUUUGAUAGCAUUUUUAAUUUGGGUGAUCUGGCAAGGAAAAAAAAUUUUAAAAAAAUGCGGGACACGAAAGGAAUAAAGAAGUGAGGGCCCACGUGAAUAAAUUGCCCCAAAAUUCAUAACAUAUUCUUCCCCCAAAUGGUGGAACCCUCAACUUCGAGUCCAGCGAAGUUGUAAUCUGGGAAAACCAGGGAGAUAUUGUCAACGGUGGCCAUAAUCUUCUUGCCAUCAUCUUCAUCUUCUUCAAUUGUAGCUUCGUCUUAUCGGUUCAGCGGCUCCAACUUGUAACAGGCUAUAAGUCGUCAUCCAAAUCCAAACACCUCGUGAAGGUCCAUCUUCUUCAGUCCGACUUCCAGCUUCUUUCAGUGGGGCUCCGAGCUUUGUUUCCAUUUUUCAGUUAUACUCCAUCGAAAUGUGAAGCUGGUUGUCUUCCUUUAGUCUAGCUCACUCAAGCUUCUGAACGCGAGGAUCCAGCUUCUUUGGGUGUAGCUUCGAGCUUCGUCCAACCAACCUAACUUCUUGCUCCAGCUACGUGUAAACCAAUCACCUGACCCAUUACAAGCUGAAGAAAUCAUGGAUGAUGUGGAUAAGUAUAUUUUGGUGGAAUCAGACAACGAGAAUGUGGAAGACAAUAUGAACCAAUUGGAAGAUGAAAUCGCAAAAGGAGAUGGUAAUAUUGUGCCCAAGGUCGGAAUGACGUUCAAGAAUGAAAAUGAAAUGUUUGAUUUUUACAAGGCAUAUGCCUAUGUCGUUGGUUUUCCAAUUAGGAAAUGGACAUCUAAAAAGGAUGACAAUGGAAUGUUGAAAUAUUUGACUUUGAAAUGUAGUCGGGAAGGCAAAAGAAGUGGUACUACAAGCGGCUUUUUCAAGCCGCAACUGACAAUUCAGACGGAUUGUAAAACUAGAAUAUCUACAUAUUCAGAUAUUCAUGGCUCUUGGAGAAUUAACAUAGUUUGUCUAGAGCACAAUCAUAGAACAAGUCCGAUGAUGUCUAUGUUAUAUCAUUGUAAUCGAAAAAUGAGUAAUCAUGUCAAAAGGAAGCUUCAAGUGAAUGAUCUAGCAGGCAUUCCAUUGCACCGAUCCUACGACUCGACAGUGGUAGAGGCAUGUGGUUAUGAGAACAUGACUUGCGAAGAAAAAAAUUCUCGUAAUUAUAUUGAACUAGUUAGGCGACUACAACUUGAAGUAGGUGAUGCCGCAACAAUACAAAACUACUUUUCGACAAUGCAGUCAAGGUGCUCGGGUUUUUACUUUAGCAUGGAUUUAGAUGACGACUCACAUCUCAGGAAUGUAUUUUGGAAAGAAAAUUGGCCUAUGCAGGCAUUUAAGGAGUUUGGGGAUGUUGUUACAUUUGAUACCACCUAUCUGACCAAUAAGUACGGCAUGUCAUUUGCCCCUUUUGUGGGAGUAAAUCAUCACAGACAAUCGACACACUUGGUUGUGGUUUGGUGUCAAACAAGGACACAGACACUUUCGUGUGGCUUUUAAUAAAAUGGCUUAAGUGCAUGCACGGUCAAGUUCCAAAUAGAAUAAUUACUGAUCAGGAGAGGACAAUGCAAAAUGCAAUUCAGAUCAUAUUUUCAAAUAUGAGGCACAGAUGGUGCUUAUGGCAUAUAUUGAAGAAGUUGUCUGAGAAGCUCGGCUACCACAUGGGUAAGGGUUCAAUACUUUCGACUAUUCGUGCAUUGGUUUUAUGAUUCCUAAACUAUAAUUGAAUUUGAAGGAGGUUGGAUAACGAUGAUCAAGUCAUAUGGGUUGCAUGAUAAUACUUGGUUGUUAGGCCUUUACGAUAAUAGAGGUCAUUGGAUCCCCUGCUUUUUAAAAACUACUUUCUAGGUAAGGAUGUCGACGAUGCAAAUAAGUGAGAGCAUGAAUUCAUUUUUUUGAUAGAUACUUUCAUUCAAAGACUUCUUUGGUACAGUUUGUUGAACAGUAUGAACGGGUAUAACGGAAUAAGAUUGAGAAAGAGUUCCAGGUUGAUUUUAAAUUGUUUUCACAAAUGGUACCGUAUGCGACAACUUAUUAUAUGGAGAAGCAGUUUCAGUCAGUAUACACCAUUUCAAAAUUUUGAGAAGUUCAAGUUGAGUUCACAAGGAAAGUUUACUGCGAUAUCGUAUCUUCCUCAGAAGGACUUCUUGGGAUGACAUACAAUAUAUGGGAAGAUGUCAUACAUGAACAACGUCGAAAGAAGAAAUCGUUCGAAGUUACGUUUCAACCUAAGGACUGUGAAAUUAGUUCCAACUGCCACUUGUUCGAGUUUAGAGGAAUAAUAUGCAGGCAUGCCCUCACCGUGUUGAUUCAUAAUGACAUAACAUCACUUCACGAGUAGUGCAUUUUGCGACGAUGGAGAAGAGAGGUUAGUAGAGCAUAUUCAAGGGUCACGGUCAAUUAUGACGGGUUGGUUAGUUCGCCUAGAUAAUUGAGAUAUGACAGUACGUGCCAAGCUUUUGCUACGCUGGCAAAUCUUGCUGCAGAUGGCAAAGUUUAGACCUGUGUCAUAAUAGAAUGGAUUGGACUGCAAUCCAAGGAGCUAGUGAUGACGAAGUCAAUUUGUGGAAAUAAUACUAUUUCGCAUUGAAACAAUGAGUUAGCCACUAUACAUACUAAUUCCCAAAAUAAUACGAACUAGAACAUAUUGGAUCCGACACUGUGCCGAAGAAAAGGAGCACAAAAAAACUUCGACGAAAAGGACCUUUAGACUCUUCUUCAAAGAAGGUACAGGUUUAUUGAAAGUUUUGUAGAAAUUUGUAAAUUAUUUGUAUACACAAAGUCUCAUUUAUUAUGAUGUACAUAUAGUUAAAUUUGACUUCAAUCAAGCGAAAGAGGCUGACAUGAAAGCAUAGUAGUACAUGUGUGGGUGUACCUGAAGGGCAGCCAAUUUCUGUAGAAAACCAAUAUUCCCCGUCUCCACAAGUCACAUUAUCACAAAUUUCACUUUCGACGCCCUUUCCAUUACCAGAACGUGGCAUGCUGACGUCAUUGUCAUAUGUGCAAUGCUUACAAUCUUCCAAUAUGAUGAAUUUGUCGUCAACAAAUGACUUGUACAAUUCGCAAGGCCAUGCGUUUGCGUACUACUAUCCACAUUUGUCAGAUCAAGGUAGAACAGGUUUUUGAUGCUUUUCGGAUAGCCCAUGCAGUUGAUGGAAUAAGUUACUCUUGUUUAUUUCGAACUUGAACACCCUGCCCCUGUAUUGGAUGGGAGCAAGGAUUACAAAGUUGGUUGCUUAUGUAUGUAUUUCACUCAUUUGUAGCUUGGCAGCGGAGUCCACUUUACCCAUUCGAAUGUUAUGUUUUUGUAUACACCACCCAUUUCGAAUCGAGAUCUUGUAUUUGGAGAAUGAUCACUAAGAUAUUUAAGCA
Olea europaea var. sylvestris is the source of this 7396-nucleotide messenger RNA. Its product is annotated as protein FAR1-RELATED SEQUENCE 5-like. The record is from RefSeq and is a predicted model, not a curated record. Bases 4610 to 5524 code for a protein of 304 amino acids. The transcript has 3 exons. NCBI's taxonomy places the organism in Eukaryota, Viridiplantae, Streptophyta, Magnoliopsida, Lamiales, Oleaceae.